UUAUAGUUUCAGAGGUUUAGCUCAUUAUCUUCAUGGUGAGAAGCAUGGAGGUGUGUAAGCAAAUAUGGUAGAUGCUGGAGAAGGAGCCGAGAGUUCUAUAUACAGAGCAGCAGGCAGCAGAAAGACAAUUCCACACUGGGCCUGGCUUGAGCAUCUGAGACCUCAGGUCAGGCUCUAGCUCCUCCAACAACAUUAUACCUACUUCAACAAGGCCACACCUCCUAAUAGUGCCACUCCCUAUGAGCCUAUGGGGCAAUUUUCUUCAAACCACCACAAUCCUUAAUUCCAAAGUGACCACCAAGCUGCUUCUGUCUUUGUGGAUUUACUCAUGUAUGGACAUUUUUAUAAAACUAGAAUUCAUAAUAUAUGGUCUUUUGUGAUACUUUUUUUCCUUGCAAAUACAAUUCUUUCAAUACUGUUAUAUGUUAUUGCCCAUGUCAGGGCUCCACCCCACUUACUGCUGAGCGUUCUGUUGCAUAGACAUACUAUGCUUUAUUUUUUCACAUAUUAACUGGCCUAACAGUUCCCACUUGCUACCGCUAUGACUGUCAGCGUUUCUGUAUGUGGUAGAUACAAAAUUCUGUGUCUCUUAGCUGUAUGAAGACGCCAGUUGAGUUUGAAUCUGGCUUUACCCAGUUUUCCUGGUUAACACUCCAGCAUUGUGUUUCCCCUUAUGAAAGACAGAAAGGGAGGAAGAAAAGAGGAAGUAGAAGAAGGAAGAGAAGUUGUGUCCAUCCAUUUGUCCUGUCUGAAGUUCCUGUGUACAUGACAGAUACAAGAAGGUUGGGGUUGAAAUGACAGCAUCAAAGUAAUUGGGUCAGAAUCUCCUACGAAGGGAAAGCUUUAUGAGAAGAAGGAAAUCUGGGUUGGCAAGGCGGCUCAUGGGCCAUGCUGGAGGGGAGCUUGGUCCUAAACCUGAAUUCACUCUUCAGAGCCAAUGUGGUAGAAGGAGAGCACCAACUCCCAUACGUGAUGUGUGUGCGCACACAAUCACAUCAAAUCAGAAAAGAAAAGAAAAUCUAAGCUGACUCGACAUUUGACAAGCUGAAGAAGAGGGGCCCACAGCAUAAGCAUGGUCUGGUGAACGGGUUGGAAACAGCUUGCUUAAGGAGUAAGAGGCAGUAGGCAAAACGAGGAUGAGACACCCCCACCCCUAACUCUGGGGAUCACAUAAUUUAAGGCACAGAACCACAAACUCAAAGACUUAAACACCAAUUUUGCAUAAUGUUAGGAAAUCAUUGAGAGUGAGGUUUAGAGGCAUCAGUCCCAUGACUAGACUGAAUGGGCAGGAUGACUGGCAGUUAGGAUGGACCUAUAUGGGGAAAUCUUGCCACAGCAAGCCCUAUCUCUAGGGCUUUUGGGACAAUUCUGGGCUGAGUAAAAUCACUGAAGAUAGCCAGCUGGGCAAAAGCCACAUCCAUCAUGGGGCUGGUUCCCUAAAGGACCCACAUCUAUGAGCAGGGAACUCAUCAUUUCUCUAUUACAUCAGGAGAUUUGUCACUCAGUGUUGAAACUGAUGCCAAGGGUUCUCUGCUAAUCAAACUAGAAUCACAGGUUGGAGGACAGGGUGGGCCCUCUGCCAGCUAAGCAAGGAGUUGGACCCAGAGGCACAGGACAUUGCAGUCAAACAUGCCAUCCCCUCUCUGGGAAUCCGGGCAAGCCGGGAGAGGCCUGGCAGUUCCUUUCAGCUGUGUCUGGAGCUUCCAUAGACAUCUCCUGAAAUCACACCUGUCAAGGCUCUUUCCAGCUGACCAGGCAAGUGGAGUUCAGUCCCAGAGGUUGCUGUCUGCAGCGGCUGACUGGGGCAACAGUCAGCUGGGGUGACUCCUGCAGGAAUCUGAGGGGAGACAAAGGCUUGGGAAGAGAACAGUUGGCAAUAACAGCAGUUCGUGGUGGUGAUGGUUGGUGAUUGGAUAAAGCUCCCACUGUGCUCCACAGUGAACCAGGGCGCUCAGGGCUCCCAGUGGAUAAGCGGUUUCCUUCUUAAAUGGCAAGUAGCGAUCCAAGCCUGGAGGCGGCGGUGGAGUGGAUUUCUCCCCAUCUGUGCACAUCAACGAGCAUGGGUCCUCUACCGAUACACUGGAGCAGCGUCUCUAAGAUACAAGCCUCCGUUACCCCUGGCUAGUCAUAACCCACAUCCCAAGACAGGUGCCACUCAGCAUUCCACACCUCUCCAGCCCCCAGUGCCAGUUUGUGCCUCUACACUGGGUGGGGGGAAUCCCAGCUUCACAGCUGUUCAGUGAGGGGUCCCCCUUAAGUACCACCAAGCUUCAAGGACCACUUUGAGGAGAUCUUAGCUUGGCGUUUUCCUAUGGUGAAAGCUAGCGAGCCUGGCCCUGGGCUGGGAGCAAGACAGAGGCAGCUCAGUGUUUUGCCAGAGUUUUCGCAGACACCUGGAGUGUCUAAGAAGUCACCAUCGGUAUUUUUCUUCCCUGUUAUCUAUAUCGUAUCGUUAUCAGGAUCCUAUUCGGGGCCAACGAAAGAGGGAAGGGGAUUAAAAAAAAAGAGACUGGCUACCCAGAGAGGGAAGUAUUAUCUGUCUAUAUCGAGAGCGUUCUUUGCUGCACAACUUUAUGACCUCAACCAGACUGGGUUCUGCCGGGCAGGGAAGGACUGGCGACUGUGUGCACCACUCACUAUCUUUCCCCUCCGAUGUAGGGCGGUGGAGGCUUCCCUAGGGCGUUCCAAAGCACACCGUUUCUCCUAGCGGGUUUCUUCUACCCUCCUCUCCCUCCACCGUACCCGCGGUAUAUCCAGACUCUCGUCCCUCUGGAGGGUGAGCUAGGGUAGCAGAGAAGCCCCAGCAGUGUCAGGCCUAUGAUCCUCGGGCUCUGGUGGCCCCAAGUCCCCCACCUGCGCGUGACUCCUCCUCCCGUCUCAAUUCCGCAGCGUCCGCACCCUGGCGACACGCUGUUUCGGCCACCGCACCUGCGUCAGGGUGGAGUAGGGGACAAUCUGGAGGUAGAAGGGGAAACAGGGAGGGUCUGGGGAGCACCACGGUAUCGGGUGAGCAACCUCGCCCGGGGUGGCGGAGCCCCCGCAGCCUAGAGCCUCCCACCCGAGUCUGCGGCACUGAUGCGCUGUCCGCGGUGCUGACGCCGGCCGGCUGCUCAGUAGGGAGGAGGAGCAGACGCCCUGGUUCCCUUGGUGCCCGGAGUCUGUCCUCGGUUCCCAAACAGUGUCUUUUACCCGAGAGGACUUCGCCGGAGUCCGGGCGCUGCGGUUGGAUUCAGGAACAAAAGAGCGAGCAAAGGGAACUUAAACUUCAGGCUGGAGCCCGAGAAUCGGAAGUCGGGUUUGACUCUCGAUAGCCCCCGCAGCCCCUGAGACCUCAAAGCGCCAAGUUGAGCAAAGUUUCCCAGAGGCUUGAGGAAGGAAGAGAUUCCGGAGCUCAAGCUCAGGGAAGGAAGGACGCGGAUGUCUAGCACGCUGACAGCCAGCACCGCAGUGGGACACCUGCUCCGGUGGGACGUGCUGGUGUCGCCAGAACGACCCGGAGGCGUCGCAGCAGCCCAACUCUCCACCCCUUCCUCCCUUCCCUACUCACCCCUCCCCAACACCCCGCCCCGUGCUCCGGUGACUCCGCCUUUCCGUGCCGGGUAGCUCUUCGGUGGUAGCAAGGAAGGGAAAGGACCGCUUUCCCGGAGGACUCGGCUCGGCUCUGAGGCUCCCAACCCGACACCGCCAGCUCAGUCCCAGUGGUGGAACAGGACCGCCUGCCAGGCUGCGCCUAGGCGCCACAGAGCCCCAGCAACCUCAUGGGACGCUCCAGAGGACUCUCUCUGUGCCCUGCUACCGUGUUCCAAUCCUAGGCGUCCAGACUCCACGGCUCAACCUGUCCGCAACCCCAAGGCCUGUCUGGAGAGGAGUAUGCGGCCCGGGGCCCCGUGGACUCCGGCCACCGGGCGGCACUGGCCUAGCUUCGGAGUCCGGAGCCCGAGGGCAGCAAGUGACGAUCCGCGGGUGGCUGUAAGGCGUCGGGGAGCGGAGAGAAGCGCUCCAACCCGGGUGCCCGCUGGGCCGCACGACUCACGGUGUGUGGCCUGAACACCCGGCAGGAGGCGGAGGCUCCCUGCCGUCCCGGUUCCAGGGAGGCUGCAGAGGGGCUCCGCGGCGGCCCCAGACCUCUGGCCACCAUCCUCACGCUCCUGCUCCUACGGCGGGGAUGUCACGGCCCCGGCUCCGAGCGCCGCCCCAGCCCCGGGGUUGAGCUGCGGACCAUGUCCUCCCGCAGCCCCCGGCCCCCGCCCCGCCGCUGCCGCCGCCGCCUGCCGCGCCCCUCCUGCUGCUGCUGCUGCUGCCGCCGCUCGCACCUCAACGAGGACACCGGGCGCUUCGUGCUGCUGGCCGCGCUCAUCGGCCUCUACCUGGUGGCGGGCGCCACCGUCUUCUCGGCGCUCGAGAGCCCGGGCGAAGCGGAGGCGCGGGCGCGCUGGGGCGCCACGCUGCGCAACUUCAGCGCGGCGCACGGCGUGGCAGAGCCGGAGCUGCGCGCCUUCCUCCGGCACUACGAGGCCGCACUGGCCGCCGGGGUCCGUGCCGACGCCCUGCGCCCGCGCUGGGACUUCCCCGGAGCCUUCUACUUCGUGGGCACCGUGGUGUCGACCAUAGGUUUCGGCAUGACCACCCCAGCCACAGUGGGUGGGAAGGCCUUCCUCAUCGCAUAUGGACUGUUUGGCUGUGCGGGGACCAUCCUGUUCUUCAACCUCUUUUUGGAGCGCAUCAUCUCUCUGCUGGCCUUCAUCAUGCGCGCCUGCCGAGAGCGCCAACUGCGCCGCAGCGGCCUGCUGCCCCCCACCUUCCGUCGAGGCUCCGCACUGUCGGAGGCCGACAGCCUGGCGGGCUGGAAGCCCUCGGUGUACCACGUGCUGCUCAUCCUGGGCCUGUUCGCAGUGCUGCUAGCAUGCUGCGCCUCGGCCAUGUACACCAGCGUGGAGGGCUGGGACUACGUGGACUCGCUCUACUUCUGCUUCGUCACCUUCAGCACCAUUGGCUUCGGCGACCUGGUGAGCAGCCAGCACGCCGCCUACCGGAACCAGGGGCUCUACCGCCUGGGCAACUUUCUCUUCAUCCUGCUUGGCGUGUGCUGCAUCUACUCACUCUUCAACGUCAUCUCCAUCCUCAUCAAGCAGGUGCUCAACUGGAUGCUGCGCAAGCUGAGCUGCCGCUGCUGCACGCGCUGCUGUCCGGUGCCCGGCGCGCCCCUGUCACGGCGCAAUGCCAUCACCCCGGGUUCCCGGCUGCGCCGCCGCCUGGCCGCGCUAGGUACCGACCCCGCGACCCGCGACAGCGACGCCGAGGGCCGCCGCCUGUCGGGCGAGCUCAUCUCCAUGCGCGACCUCACUGCGUCCAACAAGGUGUCGCUGGCGCUGCUGCAGAAGCAGCUGUCCGAGACGGCCAACGGCUACCCGCGCAGCGUGUGCGUCAACACACGCCAGAACGGCUUCUCGGGCGGCGUGGGCGCGCUGGGCAUCAUGAACAACCGGCUGGCAGAGACCAGCGCCUCCAGGUAGAGCGGCCGCCCGCCCCCAGCGCCGCGGACCCUGCUCGGGCUGCGCGCGGUAGGGCGGGUUUGCUUCAGUUCUUCUCUCCGAGAUGGCGCUUUCUUAAUCUUUAUCCAAUAAAAACGAAACAAAAAAAAAAAAACCCACAAAAACAAAAAAUGUUUUCUAAAGAAAUACUAUUUGGCCAGGCCUGACGUUAUCAAGGGCAAGUUUAAGAUGAGACUGUGAUCUUUUGAGUCCCCUCUUGGAGAAGCGUGGCCGCCAACAGAUUUCUCUUCCUGGAAAAGAGAAAAAGUGGCACCCCAAAUCUACCCCCCUCCCCGCGCCAGUGCAUUCCUGGGCUUUGCAGACAGGCACCAAAGCCUUCCCCAUGCGCAUAAGCAGCUGGCAACCCCGAAGCAUAUGGUGCCGCCUUUCAUGGCUCUGAAUUACCUCCUC
Microtus ochrogaster (prairie vole) is the source of this 5942-nucleotide messenger RNA. It is a transcript of the gene Kcnk12, whose product is annotated as potassium two pore domain channel subfamily K member 12. The record is from RefSeq and is a predicted model, not a curated record. Gene Ontology annotation, biological process: stabilization of membrane potential; potassium ion transmembrane transport. Lineage: Eukaryota; Metazoa; Chordata; Mammalia; Rodentia; Cricetidae. Gene Ontology annotation, cellular component: plasma membrane. Gene Ontology annotation, molecular function: outward rectifier potassium channel activity; potassium ion leak channel activity.